Molecule: messenger RNA, 8022 nt
Organism: Vanessa atalanta (red admiral)
Lineage: Eukaryota; Metazoa; Arthropoda; Insecta; Lepidoptera; Nymphalidae
Exons: 5
Coding region: 442-2727 (761 amino acids)
Biological process (GO): transmembrane transport; monocarboxylic acid transport
Molecular function (GO): monocarboxylic acid transmembrane transporter activity
Source: RefSeq, a predicted model, not a curated record
CCACAGUUUAGUUAAGAUAGGUAGUGGUAUUCUGUUGAUCUAGAAAGUAAUUUUGUGUUGGUGUUUUAUGUCGAAAACGUAGAUUGUCUAAUCAUAUAUACGUAUGAUAACUUAAAUAUACCGAAUAAAUGCUAUAUAACUCAAUUUAUGGUACAAAUAUAUAAAGCAAUUUCUUAAAAUAAUCUUCCAAAGUAAUCGAAACAAGUGCCUAAUAUUUUCUGUCUUUUGUUAUUUAUAUAUUGUCAUUGAAUAGUGUUCGUCGAGCGUUUAAUGUUUUCCGCGAAGCUUGCAAUGGUCCGAGCUGUUUUCUAGCAUCGUCCUGUACUGUACAAUAUUUUGCAUGAGGUCACGACGGCGGUGUGGUGUACGCAUGGAAGCCCGGCGGACUGGUGACCCCGCGCUGCACUCGUUGCGCGCGAAGUUUCGCCGUGCGCUACCGGGAUGGACCGCGCACGCGUCUCGCCGCCGUCGGAUCGCGCGCACCCUCGGCCGCUCCAAGGAGGAUCCCGCGGAACCCUUGACUCCCCUCCCGCGGAGACCUUAAAUGAACCAGAGACUCCGCGGCCCGCGCCGCGCGCGCUCCCCUCUAUUCCCGAGAGCGAGCCCUUGCUCCGCGAUCCGCUUAGUGUCAGUGAUGUGCCGCGUAGAGCCGGUCGUCCGUUGCACGUGCAGUUCGACGCGCAAUCACCGCCCGUGCCGGUGUCCCUUACCGGCUCCAGUUCCAGUUCCAGCUCUGACGAUGAGGACGUUUCGAUCGCUGAAGCCAGGCCCCCUGACGGCGGAUGGGGUUGGGUCAUUGUUUUUGCCUCGUUCAUGGUUAACCUGAUCGCCGAUGGAAUCACGUUCAGCUUCGGCGUGUUUUUCCCACAUUUUUUGGAGUACUUCGGCGAAGGAAAGGGAAAAACCGCAUGGAUCGCCGGUAUUUUUAUGGCGAUGCCGCUGCUCUCGGGACCUAUCGCAAGUUUUCUAACAGAUAGAUAUGGUUGCCGUCGCAUGACCAUAUUUGGUUCAAUACUAGCGUUUCUAGGUUUUGUCAUUUCUGCCUUUGUGGAUAACAUGGAGACACUGUUUCUUACAUUCGGUAUCAUGGCUGGAUUUGGACUCAGUUUAUGUUACGUGGCGGCCGUAGUUAUCGUCGCUUAUUAUUUUGAAAAGAAACGUUCACUCGCUACCGGGAUCUCCGUGUGUGGAAGUGGAAUUGGCACAUUUAUAUUUGCGCCAUUGACAUAUAUCUUAUUAGAUGAAUAUGGGUGGCGUGGAACGACAUUAAUACUCGCGGGAUUUUUCUUAAAUAUGGCCGUAUGUGGAUUGUUAUUCCGUGACUUGCCAUGGACAGCUACAAUGAACGAAGAAAGAGCAAAAGAAAGAAAAAGGAGAAGAGAGAGAAAACGAAACAAACGUUUCGGCUCUGUAGCGGCAUCUGUGGAUAGCGUUUCAGACACGAAAAGUAGUGCAGCAGGCUCGAUGAAAGUAAACGAUGCAGUGGAUAUAGAGGCAGUUACUUCAUCAAUAGUUCCACAAUUCAGUUCUUUAGUAGACCUGCCUACAUUCAUGACCGGAGGCGAGGGAGUUUCGUUAGAAGUAUUUGAAUUAAUGUCCAACAGAGGACGCGCUUAUGCUCUCUUAGCACAGAAUUACCCAGGUGUGAUGUUACCAUCGAGGAGUUUUAGUGAUAGUGGGCGGUUACACGAACAGUCACCACCUAAGGCGUUGAUGUCACCAGGAAUCAAUACUCCUGGGACUCUAUCACCAUCAUCUUUACCGAGUGCUCAAGGAUCAACCACAACAAGAGCACCUAUAAACGAGAAAGCAGCUGUGUCCCUUUGGUUAAAGAGACAGGCGUCUGGGUCAACGAAGAAGCCACCAGCUUUUCUAAAAGAUCUAAGGAUACACAGACAUUCAUUAACGUAUAGAGGGGCUAUGCUUAAUAUAAAUCGAUAUAGAUUACGUGCGUCUUCCUGCCCUAAUAUUUUCAGAAACUCUAUGACGACUAUUGCCAAAGGAAAGGUGCAAUGGUAUGCAGGUCUUUGGGACUUUUGGGACUUGGUUGUGGACGUUCUGGACUUUUCCCACUUCCGUAAUCCUGCCUUUCUUGUGUUCGCAAUGUCCAAUUUUCUCCUUUACAUGUGGUACGAUGUACCCUACGUGUAUAUCGCCGACAAUGGGCUGAACAUGGGCUUCAAUGAAUCGCAGGCAUCGAUGUUGAUAUCCAUCAUUGGCAUUGUUAAUAUGUUUGGAGAGAUAUUCCUAGGAUGGGUGGGUGACUGGGAGUGCGCGAACCCUAGCUUGGUGUACGCAGUCUGUAUGAUCCUGUGUGGAGUUGUUACCUUCAUCAUGCCACUUCUGAGCAGCUAUUUCGGACUCGCCGCUGCAUCUGGAGCAUUUGGUGCCUUCAUAGCCGCUAACUAUUCCCUUACGAGCAUUAUUCUUGUGGAACAGAUAACGCUGGAGAAGUUCACGAAUGCAUAUGGAUUGUUGCUACUUAUUCAAGGUCUGGCGAACCUUGUUGGACCUCCAUUGGCUGGUUGGGUCUACGACAUCACGGACUCUUAUGAUUUGUCAUUCUACUUAUCUGGAGUUUUUAUCGGAAUAUCGGGUAUAAUACUAUUUUUUAUGCCAAUUUACAAUCAAAUAAGGCAAUACAACUCUCUCCGCAAGAGCAAGACACAAAAUAAUGAGCCACAAGUAAACGGUGAAGCGAAACAGAACGGUAAACUUGUUUUGUAGAUUCUAGAAGAUAACAAAAAAUAACCUGGAAAGUAUGUGAUUGAAUAUUUAGAAUAUCAUAGAAAGGUUAUAGAGUAGGAAUUAUACACAGACUAGAUGUAAGCUAAUUUAUAGAAAAGAUGAUGUAGGACGAUAAAGUUCAGAUAUUUCGAAGUAUCUGACUGAAUUGUUAGAAACAAAUGUAUUACCAACCGACCAACGUAUUACCAAGCGACCUUAAAUAAUAUGCUAGAAAAGAGAAAGUAAGGUAGCCAUCGUGAUGACGAACUUUAUAGCAGACACUAAGAAUAUUAUAAUUCUAAGAUACUUUACGCAGAAUUCUCAUUCACUUUGAAACAAAUACCUUUAAUAUGUUUAAUAUAGGAAGAAAUUUGCUUUAUUAGAAUAACAUAGUAAGAUAAUAAACAAAGAUUCAAAGAUAUUCGCGCGAUCCAGCGAUCAAUAAAUAAAGGUGGUGCGACACACGACAAGAUCGCUAUCGCCUUUAGUAUCCGUAGUUAACCUGGACGUUGCUAGAGAGAGAUGGAGGUACGCUCCCCCCGACAUGUAUGAACUGGUGCCUACUAUAAAUGUAUAAAAGUAAUUAUUAAACACGUUAAACUCAAAUUCAAUAAAUUUUAAUAAAUUAGCUCUCUUGAAGUCUUGUAUCCACGAUAAAGAAUCCUCGGGUCCUUUUUAUGUUCUCUAGAAAUAAUUGUUAACUAUGCACACGUUAAUAAACACACAGUUACGAUUUUUUCUUAUCCAAACUAAAUUGUGAGUAGCCACAGUACUUUUUUAUUUGGAUUCGCGUGAAAUAUUAGUUUUGUAAAUAUAAAUAAAUAAAACCAAGUCUUAUAAACAAUGGAAAAUGAUUAGCAUUAAGGACACGAUUAACGAUUCUCUAAAAGUAUUCUAAAUAUUAACCAAGAGUGGAGUCUAUAACUUGUACGAUGUAAAUGUAUAGAAAUCCAUAGAAAUCUAGUUGGAAGUGUGGAUUAGGAUCGUUGGUAUUAGAAUCACAGUUGAUGUUUAGUGGCUUUAUAGUGUUGUUUGAGCUGUUUGUAGUAAUGCUUGUAAGGUUGGAAUUAUUAGAAUGUCUAUGAAGUAAGUUAAGUAAUAGAUGGGAAAGGAAAGUCACGUAAGGUGGAAGUGGACAGCCACAAAAAAAAGUAAAUGUCAAGAUAACCAUUGUAUUUGCUUUAAUUACAAAUUUAAAUUUAUAUUGUCAAAGCAAAAAUUGAAAAUAUUUUUUUUGAGUUAAUUCCACAUAAAACAUUUUUUUUUAAAUAUAUAAUUGUUAUUAAGUUUCAUUAUUGUAAAUUUGAGGUAUAAAUCAAUAAUUUUGGUAUAAAUAAAUAAUUUUUAGCUUCAGACAUUAUGAUAAGUAUCAUGUCAGAAGUGGUUUUUUUUGAACGGGAACAGAAAUGUUUUGUUUAUUUGCUCGCUUUAUUGAUUGCUUAAUUAAAACAAAAUAUUAUAGCUGUAUACAAUGUUAACGUUUAUAUCCUUACAGGAUAUGUUAUACACACUAUUUUGAGUAAAUACACACCUGUAUACCAUGUAUUAGAAAUACCCAAGAUUAUAAAUAUUUUUUUAUUAAAAUUAUUAAUUACAUACUUUGACGACAUGAUAUUUUAGCAACAUAUUUUUUUCUAACUUAAAUUUCAAGACGAAAGUUAAUAAAGAACGCUGGAUUAGGAAUGUUUUAAUCGAUCUGAACAUAUUACUAAAGGUAUUAAAUAAGUCAUAGAUAAAUAUUAUAUAAAACAAACAAUAAGUGAGAAUAUAUAGAGAGGAAAUAACAAUAUAUACAUAUAUAUAUACAUAUAUAUAUAUAUAGUAAGAUAUUUAAAUAUAUUUUAUCCUUUUUAAUAUUUUUCAAUAGCGUUUUGGUGUAUUAAUUUCUAUUGACAUUUAUAAGCAAUAUAGUGAGCUGUUAGAAUUUUUUGAUAUAUAAAUUAUUGAUGAUGUAAAAUUGUAACCGUUAAAUUAGGUGAAUUCUAAACUUACCAAAGACUGCCCAAACGCCCACGAAACAUAUUGGUGACAAAGAUCUUCCCAUUAGUAGUCUCUGUCAUAGAUAAUAACAUGAAUAUACUUAAGGUAACGAUACGACCACAAUCGGGAGAUAUAAUUAUGAUUAAGGUAUGACAUAGAAGAAAAAACAUUUUAAAUCGUUAGCAAAAUUACAAAUCAUGUAAUUAUCUAUGGUAUAAAUAGGUUAAGUUAGGUGGUCCUUUUGUCACAUGUUCAAAUUAUGGCAAAAGUAAAACAUUAAGGCAAUAUUUUAACAUAGUUUUUCUUAGAGUAUUUUAUAACUUUAGACAGUCGAAUAAUCGUAGAUUUAAAGUUAUCGACGGGCAUACCAAAAGAAAAAAUUGAAAAAAAAAAAAUCAUUUACUUAUAUAAUUAUUAAUUUUGUCUUCGCGUAGAUAUAGAUUUCGAAAUUUAAAGCAUUUUUCAAAUAUCGCGCAUUUUUAUUAGCUGUAAAAAGUUUAAAAAUAUUUACUAUCACUCACAUACAGUUAGUUCGACUUUGUCACGUUUUUUAAACUCGUGGUAUCGAAAUUAUUACAUUAUUUUCUUAUUUAUUACACAUGCAACGUCAUAUGCGCUAAUUAUUGAUACAUUUAUAAUUAAUUUAACAUUAAUAUUUAGCAAUGAGUUUGACUUCUCGAAUUCAUUGUAAUGGAUGGCAACAUUAAAUUUACUUGUCAAACUCGAAGAGCAAAGUUGACAAAGUACCAUCUGCCUCUAUAUUUGACUUCCUACAUAAAAAUUAAAAAUGUCUAUUGUAGCUGAUUCUAUAACUUUAGUCUAUGAUAAUAUUUUGAAAAUUAUAAUUGUAAUUUCUGAGUUUGUUAACAAUUUAUCUUUUUUAUCACGUAUGUAAUUUACUCUAUAUAAUUUAUUAUUGCUAAUAUCAAGGUACUAAUUAAACUCUAAAGUUAUUGUAAAUUUAAUCCUUAUCACAUUUUCUACUCGGCAUUUUAAUAGAAUUUCCUAUUUAAUAUGAUAAACCUCUUUGUAUUUUAAUCCUUCAAAUUCAACGUGUAAUCUAUUUAUAUUGUAACACCUAUACAGUUAUUAGAAAAUAUGUUUUAUAUUCAUCAGAGUAAAAUAUUAAAUUUGUAUUUAUGCUAACAAAUAGAGUAUCUAAAUUAAUCUGUUUUAAAUAAUAUUUUGUUGAUGCCUGUCUGUCAGUUCGAAAUAUUUUAUGUGUUAAUCUGUUAAGUUUGUGCAAAAAAUGACAUAUUGUACGAAUUAAAGUUUGAAAAGUUCGAAACAGUGUUAAUGGAUUCUUGUUCGCGCACGCCAUGCGUACACACAACUUCUCUGCACACUAGUACCUGCGUGUAUGUGUGCGUGUUCAGACGAGAUGCGUGUGACGUCAUGUAAAUGUUGGUAAAAAGGCCUUAUUUGACAUAAUUACAUUAACAUAAGAAAUCUUGUAAGCGCGCGAUAAAUUUUGUAUUUAAGUGACUUUUUUACACGUAUCGGAAAGCCAAUCAUUCAAUUUGUGAUACAUUUAGUAAUAAGUCUGUUAGUAAUUUAAAGUGUUACGACUUCAAUUCUUGCCGGACACUAUUAGACUCCGAUAUCUUGUCAUAUUGACGUCACAGAGUAGGCAGAACAAAUAAUUAUAUUCAGAAAAAUGUAUACAUUAUAUGCAUAUAACUAAUACAUGUUUUUGACGAUGCCUUCCGAUAGUUCAAGGGUCAAAAUAGAAUAAAAAAUGCCGAACGAAAUGCACUAACUAAGUUGUAUGAGAAUAUUCAUAUUCCAAAUAAACAAUAAUACCUACCACUAGUUGACCUUAUGGGUGGAAUACAUGCUGGAUAAAUAAGCUAUCUAAGGAAAUAAGAUGAAAUUAGUAUCAGGCAUGAUAUCGGCGAUUUCUCCCAUAGAGUGUUCAUUAUGUAACAAGAUAUCGGAGUCUACUCACGAUUGCGUAACUUAUAACGGAUUUUUUUGUCCCGUAUUUCAAUAGAAUAAGUACAAACAUAGAUCUAAAAUUAAAUCCAAAUUAAGAUUAAUAAUGUCCUAAAAUUUGCAAAGUGAAUAAAUUCGAAAAGAGAUACACGCCAACGUCGAAAAUGUUUAGUAAUAUAUUAAUAGUGUUAAUAAACAAAUGUCAAUGGAAUUUGUUAUAACAUUAAACGUUUGAUUUAUGGUAUUUAAUAACGUGUGUGGUUGAAAAUCUAAAAGAAGUUUUUGAAUUAUACAAGUUUAAUUCUUCUCCUUUCAUUAUUAAUGCAAUAAAAUAUUUUUUUGUUAAUUUCCAAUGUUCACGAAUAAUGUUUAUCUUAAAGAAUAGACUUUAUUUAUUGUACUGUUCAUAUUAUAAUUAUAACAACAGUUAAUAUUUGCAGAAUUUAUAUGUCUCUGUGUUUUGUCUUGAGUUGUAACAUGUUUAAGUUAAUCAUGUUUGUCAAUAGUUUGCACUAAUUUAUACAGCGUGUUUUAAAUGUUUUUGUAUAACGUUAUUUUUAAGUUGGUACAGUUUUAUAAUAAGUAGUACCGUGGCGUUGAAGUAUUAUGUAAAUUGAAGAGUUUGGUUUUUUUAUCCCUCUAUUUGUAGAAAUUCAAGACAUUACUCUCAAAUUAAUUAUCUUUGAUUUAUUAAACAACUCUGAAUACGCAGAUCAGACUUAAUAAAAUAUAUAGUAGUAGUUGAAAAACAAAUGCCGUAAGUCAUACCGACCAACAUACAUAAUACUUAAACGCUACUGUGAUAUAAAUGAUUGCUACUUUUCUGCAGCUUCGGUCAUACAUGUGUGAAAGCAGUUCAAUUGAGUAGUGUGCCCUUAGCUUUAAAGGUCUCUCGUAUCAGGCUUACUCGCUUCGCUCGGUCAGCUGUACACGUUCCUAUGCUUGGAAUUAUACUUUUACAUUUAUAUUAAGUUGUGCUAAAUGUUCUAGCUUAUUAAAAAUAUAUAUAUUUCGACGUAUAAGUAAAAAUAUUUACGUAUUUUGAAACAUAACUCAGAAAUGCAUGUUGCAUGUACAUGUUGUAUAUUUUGUUUGUAUCAUUUUCAAGCGCUAUGGCGAUGCCAAUACGAAACGGGUAUAUGAAUGUAUUAUGUAUAUUGUUGCACUUAAAUAUUGUGUGUGCGUUUAGUAAAUUUAUCUCUGAAAUUAAAUGUGUUUUAUUUCUGUGACGUCCUUAGUUUUAAUGUUUUGAUAUGCGCAUUGCAUGCAAAUGAUUUUGAUCUGCACUCGAGGCUUUUAAGUGUAAUUUUAACGUAGAACUUUGACGCAUCUGUGAUUCUGUUUUCUUUUAACGCUAAAUUCAACGAAUAUUUUUUUUUA